This is a messenger RNA of Brassica rapa (field mustard), 1581 nucleotides long. It is a transcript of the gene SRS7, whose product is annotated as protein SHI RELATED SEQUENCE 7. Gene Ontology annotation, biological process: positive regulation of DNA-templated transcription. Gene Ontology annotation, molecular function: DNA-binding transcription factor activity; DNA binding. Gene Ontology annotation, cellular component: nucleus. The record is from RefSeq and is a predicted model, not a curated record. Lineage: Eukaryota; Viridiplantae; Streptophyta; Magnoliopsida; Brassicales; Brassicaceae.
UGAGAGAGACCGAGAGAUAAAUAAUCAAAUGUCUUAAAUGAUUUGAACAGAAGCAAUAAACCUUGGCGGCGUUUGCAGCAGUUUCUUAAAUUUCCUUACCAUCAUUACUCUCUCAUCCGCUCCCAGUUUCACUGCUCCUUUCAAAUACCUAACACAUCUUCAAGUCUAGAAAUUAAUGAGCUAGGGAGCAAAAGAAAAAGAAGAAGGUAAACUCGAAUCCCCAAAAAUAAUUUAUUUCACAAACCCCUAACAUAGUCUCAAAUAUUCUCUCUCUUUUUCUCUCUCUCUUUUCCGUGGCGUGUGUUUGUGAUUGGAAGUAGAAGAAAUGGCUGGAUUGUUCUAUCUAGGAGGUAGAGAAAACAACAAACAAGAUCAUCAUCAUCAAGACAAGGAUCAUAAUGAAGACAGGAGCAACAAUUAUCUUCAUCUAUAUAAAGACGAGAUCUACAACAACAACAAGGGUUUUGAGAUCUGGCCACCUCAAUAUUUUCAGCAACAACAAGAACAACAAAACCACGUCGCUCCUCCUACAAAUUUCUACUCUUUUGGUAUGGUUCCAAGUGGUAGCAGCCAUAACAAUAACCGGAGUAGUAAUCGGAGUUUGUAUUUCAACGUCGUCUCCGACCAUGAGCCGGUGAGAUCCUCCACGGGAAGGUUUACGGUAACCAGGCAAGGAAGCAUGAAUUGCCAAGACUGUGGGAAUCAAGCCAAGAAAGAUUGUCCUCAUAUGAGAUGCCGUACUUGUUGCAAGAGCCGAGGGUUUGAUUGUCAAACCCACGUGAAGAGUACGUGGGUCCCUGCUGCUAAACGCCGUGAGAGACAGGCUCAGUUAGCUGGUUUGCCAACUAAGCGGAGCAGAGAGGCUAGCUCUGGCGGUGGUGAUGAUGAUGAUGAGAGAGAGGGCGAUGAAAAUGGAGCUCAAGGCGGUGGUGGUGGAUCAGCUCUUGCUUGCAUCCGUGUAGUCAAUGCUAGCUCUUCAGGGUUUGAGAGUAGUCACUUACCACCGGAGUUAAGUUUACCCGCGGUUUUCCGGUGUAUGAGAGUCAGCUCAAUUGAUGAUGAAGACGAAGAGUAUGCAUAUCAAACGGCUGUGAACAUCGGAGGUCACGUGUUCAAAGGCAUUCUCUACGACCAAGGUCCGUCAGAUGAUCACCGUUACAGCUCAAGCCCUGCCGCCAUAGCCGCAGAAACCUCUCAACACCAUCUUAAUCUCUUGGCCUCAGCCUCUUCAGUCGCCACUACAACCGGCGUGACAGCGAGCAAUAUUAAUAACGCAUCAAUUGACCCUUCUUCGGUUUACACUGCAGCACCGAUCAACUCUUUUGUCACGGCCGCUACAUCCUUCUUUGCAUCUCCUAGGUCUUAAGAUUUAAAUGUUAUGUUUUUAAAACGUUUGUUAUUACUCUUAUAAUUAUCAGAGGACUACCAGUACCAAAAAUUAUUAUUUCGAUAGUUUUGUUGUUGUCGGACAAUGCGGUAACUUUCGUACCUAGCUAGGGUUUGCGAGAGUACUGAUUAACAUGCACAUCGUACGUUUUCUAGAGAUAAAUGAUCGAUUAUUAUAUAUUUUCUUCUGAGAAA